CGUCUUCGUUGCCUGCGCUCCUCGCCGAAUCGCGAGUUCGACCCUGUUGCGCAUGAAUCCGCGUUGGAGCCCCUCGAUCUGUCGAAGGCUUGUAGGAAUCUAGGCUUUACAGCAGCUGGGUUGCGUUGCAUUGCGCCAUUGUCGCAGAAUUGGUGGUGGGUGGACGAAGAUGAGCGCGACCAGAGCGUGAGGAAACAGGUAGAGGUGCUUUUGUAUCAUGGCGGAUAAGCCCGCGCGGGCGCUCGUUUGCUACGGCGAUGGCCUCAUGCCUGCCGUGAAACCUCAUCACGCGCAUCUUCAUCAGCUGGCUGUGUCGGGAUCCUGUGGCUUUUUGGCCUUGCGAUCCCUUCCGGAUGACGAGUCUCGCCCUGUUUUGGAGCUGGCGCAGCUGCUUGAUGUUUAUGAUGUGUACUCGGAGACGGCGUGUAAGGAGGAUCUUGCCUCAGGGAAUGGCAGUGCGGGCGCUGAGUUGAGACAGGAUGAUUUGUUGCCGAGUAUGGCAGAGAGGUUUAUGGGUACGAAGGCCACGUUUAUUGCAAAUUCCAAGUCUGCUGUGGCGUUGGGUCGGCGAUGUGGAUUUGCCACGGACUGUCUUGCAGAGGACGGCAGUAGCAGCUUGCCUGAUGCUAGUGCUACGGCAUCGAAAGCUCUAGGGUUGUUGGGAUUUGAUGAAUCGAGCGACGCGAAGGAGAUGAACGAGUUAGUGUUUUUGCAUCUGGAUGCGGAUAAUGGGACCUCUGCCGAAUGCGGGAUAGAAUUUUUGGACUCCUUGGUUGGUUCUGUACAGGACGCAUCGAAAGAAGGGACGAGCGCAUAUGGUCGUCUUUUUUUUGUGGUAGUAUUAGGGUACGGGGAUGCCAAGGCUAAUCUAGGAGACGCUGUUCCAAGCAUUAAAUCCAAAGAGAAGUUAUCAGUUGAGCUCGCAUCUCUGCGGCCGCGCCAGAGCUAUACCAUGAAAACGGGAAAACCCGUGGAAGGAGUCAGGGAGGAGUAUCCGUUAUUGGCUGUGUACAACCAAGUGGCGGUGACUCGUCGUGAUGAAGUCGAACGCUUCAUGUUUGAGGACUUCCAGAACCGGGCAGGAAACCUUGCGAUGCUGGUGGAUCGGUUUCUUUACGAAGUGGCGUUCAAGUUGUGGAAGGCGCCGAAAUAUGGAGCUUGAAUUACAUAAAGGACAUGAAGUGUUAGAUGAAAUUGUUUAUCAACUGAUUCGAACAGCUGAGAGUCUUCCAAUGGAAGUUGGACCGAUCUGAUCGAUUCUUCAUUAUCUCCACAGCUUUGUUACUGUACUUGGAGUACAUGAUUGUACUAAAUCAGUCAAGAUUAUGCACAAACCGAUUGAGUUUACCGCUUGAUUCAA
Molecule: messenger RNA, 1360 nt
Organism: Physcomitrium patens
Lineage: Eukaryota; Viridiplantae; Streptophyta; Bryopsida; Funariales; Funariaceae
Source: RefSeq, a predicted model, not a curated record